GCCUCGUCAGUGCCGCUCCAAAAGCCGUACGAGAAGGUUGUGUCGCUCGCGUCUCCAACCCCCGCAAGUUAGUCUACCAAGUGAGGACAUCUUUCCCUCUCUCCCUGCAGCCACGCCCACAGCUCCCCACGCCCGCAUAGUGACCCAACGCCCGCAAAACACCACCCGAGUGACCCUAUUAAGUGAAAGUUGAAAAUAAAGUGCUUAGAGUUGUAUUUAAGACCUGUAAGUGGGUAAAAGUGGACGGCGGGUGGUGGUGGUUCCGUGGUGGCGUUGUGUGGACUCGUGGACUUGUGAGGACUUAGUGAGGUGCUCGUGGUGGUGACCUGAAUAAGGCUGAGGACAGCACCAAGGAAAUUGUUUAAACGUCAUGGAUCUUUUUGGUCUCCGCGGGAUAUGACAUGAUAAGAAAUCGUCGGCCCAACACAAUGACAAGCCCGUCCCUCCUGCUGCUUCCCGUGCUGCUCCUCCUCGGCUACACAGGUCGGGCUGUGAGUGGCAGCGGGCCCCCAGGAAUAAGGCGCCCAGAUCUUCCCUUCUUUGACUACGAGGAGUCUAAAAAUGUGACGGCACUUCUGGGAAAGACGGCGAUUCUCAACUGUAGAGUGAAAAACAUCGGGAACAAGACGGUGUCAUGGAUCAGGCACCGGGACACGCAUCUGCUGACAGUGGGCCGCUUCACCUACACGUCAGACGCUCGCUUCUCCGCCCGCCACUCCCAGGGCUCCGAGGACUGGCUGCUCAUGGUGUAUUACUUGCAGGAACGAGAUAAUGGCAUGUAUGUGUGUCAGAUCUCCACCACGCCACCCAUGAGCCACUUCGUCCACCUCUCCGUUGUGGAGCCAGAGACAGUGAUCCACGGGGAGCCAGACGUCUACAUCAACACAGGGAGCCGCCUUGCUCUUACCUGCAGCGUCAAGUUUAGCCCAGAGCCUCCCGCCUUCAUCUUCUGGUACCACGAAGAUAAGCUGGUGAGUUACGACCGAAGCCGCAACGGUGUGGUGGUGACGAUCGAGCGAGGCCCCGUCACCACCUCCCGCCUACUGGUACAGCUGGUGAAGCCGCGUCACUCCGGCCGUUACACCUGCUCCCCCGCCAACUCCAAGCCCCAGAGCGUCACUGUUCACGUAAUUGCAGGUGACCAGCCCGCCGCCAUCUUGCACGAGAAUGGAGGAGCGGAGGCUUCAGGAGGCAGGCUGGCCCAACUCCCUCUCCCUCACAUCCUCCUCCUCCUCCUCCUCUUCCUCCUACAAGCAAAUCUCACUCAAUCUUAAGCCCUCCUCUUCUCUUCCUUUCACGCCUCCUUCCCUCAUCCCUAUCCUUCCUCUUCUGCCUUGCAUCUUUCAUCUUCAUCCUCCUCCUCUUAUCCACUCUUCCCCCUCUUAUCUUCAUUCUCUCUUUCCUUCCUCCCUCCCCAGUCCUAAGUUCCUCUCCCCUACCCCCUCCACCCAUUUACGUGCACAGACAAGGAAGUGCACGUGUACAUGGGGAUGUUAUGAAACGUACACUUGAAAAUACGUACAUGAAAGCCACGGUACACAUGGCCUAUAUUUAUCUGUGUGCGUGUGUGUUGUUUUAUUAUUACCCACACACGCACAUACCCCUGUCGUGUACAUAGUGUGUAUAUGUGAAUCCUGACGUGGUUACUCGUGAUUGGUGGACGAGAACGUGAGAUGACGUGGCAAGCCCUGAUUGGCGGAACUCUUACGUCACAGGAACUUGGUCUCUUGUGAUUGAAGGAAAGGAAUGGUGAAUGAUGAUUGGUUGGCACUUUAACACUUUGGCCAAUCAGUGACAUCAGAAGGUUUUGUUUGUUGAAUGAUGAAGAAUGAAGAAAAGUUGAAUAAAGGUGGAAAGGAAAGACAAUGCAAAAAAAUAAAGAAGCAAUGAUAGGAACUGUGGAAAUAGAAGC
This is a messenger RNA of Portunus trituberculatus (swimming crab), 1912 nucleotides long. RefSeq names its product zwei Ig domain protein zig-8-like. Gene Ontology annotation, cellular component: neuron projection membrane. NCBI's taxonomy places the organism in Eukaryota, Metazoa, Arthropoda, Malacostraca, Decapoda, Portunidae. The record is from RefSeq and is a predicted model, not a curated record. The transcript has 7 exons. Bases 402 to 1274 code for a protein of 290 amino acids. Gene Ontology annotation, biological process: synapse organization.